AUGGGCAAAACAAAUGUGGAACGUGGAGAAGUGCGGCAGGAGACACGUGUGUACACAAAACGUUAUUAUAUUCUUGCGAUAUUUGUCUUAUUAUCAGCAUCGAAUGCGAUGCAGUGGAUUGAGUAUUCAAUCAUUGCUCAUAUUAUCGUGCAUUUCUACUCGAUUUCAUAUAGUCUCGUUGAUUGGACCUCGAUGGUUUACAUGCUUUCUUAUAUUGUUUUCAUCAUGCCUGCCAGUUGGCUCCUUGAUAAGUACGGUCUACGUGUAUCGGUUUUACUUGGAGCGUCUGGAAACUUUAUUGGAGCAUGGAUCAAAAUGCUGUCGACUAAUCCGCACUCAUUUUGGAUCACCUUCGUUGGGCAGGCGAUUGUCGGUUCAUCGCAAAUUUUUAUUCUUGGAAUACCACCUCGAUUAGCAGCUGUUUGGUUUGGACCUAAACAAGUAUCAACAGCUUGCGCUGCUGGCGUAUUUGGCAAUCAGUUAGGUAUUGCGAUCGGCUUCAUUGUACCGCCAUUACUGGUUCAUAUGGGUGAAACUGCGACCAUUGCUGCUGAUCUGAAGUUUCUCUUCCUCAUUUCGGCCGUAUCAAAUACGAUCAUUCUUGCCUUAAUCAUUUUUUUUUUCUCGAAGCAACCACCACUUCCGCCAAGUUUAGCACAGUUGCAGAGCAUUGAAAAUGCGGUUGACAAAAAUUAUAUGUCCUCAUUGAAACAACUUGUCGUAAACCCGAGCUUUCUUCUUCUCUUGAUUACAUAUGGUGUGAAUGUCGGUGUUUUUUACGCUGUCUCUACGCUGCUCAGUCAAAUGGUUUUACAUUAUUAUCCUGAAGAACAGGAAAAUACAGGAACAAUCGGACUGAUAAUUGUUGUUGCUGGAAUGGCUGGGUCUGUGGUGUGCGGCAUUCUUUUGGAUAAGUUUCAUCGAUAUAAGCUGACCACAGUGGUAGUGUAUUUGUUCAGUUUUGUUGGUAUGCUACUUUUCACAAUUACGAUUGAUCUCGGUCAUAUGUGGUAUAUAUUCAUUAUUGCAGCCGUCUUGGGAUUCUUCAUGACCGGUUAUCUUCCUAUUGGCUAUGAAUUCGCAGCCGAAGUAACCUUUCCGAUUGCUGAAGGCACAACGUCGGGUUUGUUAAAUGCAUCAGCGCAGGUGUUCGGUAUUCUGUUGACGAUGUUCAUGGGUCAAAUUAUUCAUUCAGUGAACAUUUUUGUUUGUAAUCUGUCAUUGUCUAUAUUUUUGCUCGUUGGUACCGUUCUUACUACACUGAUCAAACCCGAUCUCAGAAGGCAAAUGGCGCAUAAAAACGUAACUUAUAUCGUACCGGUUAGCCCCUUCAAAAUUUUUGUUACGUAG
This is a messenger RNA of Anisakis simplex (herring worm), 1350 nucleotides long. The record is from the annotation of a GenBank genome assembly. Lineage: Eukaryota; Metazoa; Nematoda; Chromadorea; Rhabditida; Anisakidae.